This is a messenger RNA of Aspergillus pseudotamarii, 2139 nucleotides long. RefSeq lists its product as uncharacterized. Bases 712 to 1473 code for a protein of 253 amino acids. The transcript has 3 exons. NCBI's taxonomy places the organism in Eukaryota, Fungi, Ascomycota, Eurotiomycetes, Eurotiales, Aspergillaceae. The record is from RefSeq and is a predicted model, not a curated record.
AGACCUGAUAUGUAAUGUAUGGAACCAACCAUCAUUACUUUUUCUUUCUUUCUUUUUUUAAUUUUCGCAUUUUACCCCACCUCUACCCUCCUUUUGGAUUAUUUUCUCUUUUUUUAUUUUAUUUGAUUUUAUUAUGAUACAGUUGUUUAAGCGAGAAGAUCUGCUUGAGUGCGACGAGUAGAUCUGAACACUAUUGGAGAAAUAAGAAAAAUAGUCCGUUGUGUUUCGUUAAUUACAUUAAUACAUACCCAGUUUUGUGUCCGCCCAGGCGACACCAUCGAUCGAUCCAUUUAGUCGGGGAAUUUGGUGGGUUACUACUAUUAGCAACCCGUCGACUUGGCCAGACCGCCCCAGUCCAGUCUGCGUCCACCGGAAGGGUGAAAGUGGAUAGCUCACUCUUCCCCCCCCCCAACGGUUCCUGCAAACAUUCAGAAGUACAAGUACUGAGCUCUCCUCGACUGCAUUCCAUUCCCUCCUUCUCUCCAGUUCCUGCUCAUCUACCCAAUACUUUUGGAUUCCUUCUUUUCGUUUCCUUAUUGAAUCGUCUGGCGUAUAUUACCUACGUUAUAUCCUUUCAUACUCUAUAAUUCACACUAUCUACUCGAAUAGCAUCUACAUACCCAUAUCCCUUCCGGGCAUCUCAGCUUUAAGACCCCAUACCUUCUUCUUCUCUUGAACAUAACAUCCAUUAACUGCGCUACUAUUUUCGCAAUGGCAGCUCCUCGCUCUACUUCUUUGCGCGCCCUUCGCCUGCUCUCUCAGCAACAUACUGCCACACCCUGUGUCCGCCGGAGUCUGCACAUCACCGGUGUCAAUUCUGCACAGCCUGUCAACGUUCCGGACCGUACGUCUUUGUACGCUACUCGCAGCUUGGCAGACCUUCAGAGGGAGUGCCACAAGAGGAAACUGGGAGCCAGCGGCAACCAGAGUGAGCUCGUUGAGCGCCUUGCCAACCAUGACUUCCUUCAAUCCCGUGCUUUCAGCAUUGCCAUGAGAAGAAUCAAUGGCAGCUCUGCAGCAGAUCAAUCUGUUUCCACCCGCCAAUUCAAUACAUCUCGUGCCUUGAAGGCCGUCAAUGACUCAUCCACUGUGGAUUUUGCAUACCUGCCGUCCAUGGACGAGGUUGAUGCCCCUGCUCGCCCCGCCGAUACUCGCAUUCCGAUCCUUUCCGAUGUCUACACCAACUACAACUCGAGCCAGCCCUCAAACCCACCCAUGAAGCCCCAGGUACACACUAUUUCCGGGGGCGGGGCCGAUGUCGCAGUCAGCCCCAUGGCUGAAGUUGUUGACAACAACUCGGUGGAUAUCGACCCAUUCUCGCUAACCGAGACGGUUGGCAAAUCCCGCUUCGGCGAAGAGCUCUUGAAGUCCCAGAACGGUUCCAAGGAACCCGGUGUUGUAAGAGAGCUGUGGACCGGAUUUUUGGAAGAUAUUUUAGGAUCCAAGCAGCAGAGUUACCAGAAGCAGCACUGAUUUGACUAGCGUUGUUUGUCUUGUUUUACUUUAGCGACGAUUGAUUUCCACUGAAAGUGGUCUUUCUAUUUUCUGAUACUUAUUCUAUCAUCAUGAUGCUCAGUGAUGCUAUCUAUUCACAAUUUGAUGAACAUAAAGUGGUUCAAUAUCUCAGUGUUUCUAUUGAAAAGCCAUCGUAGUGAGCACUAUCUCCUAAUCGCAACCAGAGAACUCCAGACUCGAGAAUAGGAAAAGAGUCACACCACCUCAAAACUUAUGAAUUGACGUCGAUCAUCCACGAGGCGACCAGCCAAUCAGUCACUCCGUACCCCCGAGUCUAAAGGGACAGGAUAACCCUAAUAACCUAGGUAAGCACAAGGCAUGCUUCUUCGGCAUUCGGGAAAGAUUCAAAAACUAUUCAGUAUGAUUAUUGAUUACGAUGAUCGGAAAUAUGGAGCAUUACUCGAUGGGGGGGAUAAACGAUUAAGGUUCUCCGAUCUCUUCCGAUGUCUGAAGAGUCCGUAUCCAAGAUCUCCAUAAAUCACAUGCGGCAUGUGAACUGGGGAUUUAUGGUCUAAUCUGAAACUAGGGUCCACGAUUUAAAUCCCCAUAUUGUAUUCUUGCCAGUGAUUUCAUAGUAAAUACAUGUUUUCGACUUUCAAUUGUGUAAAUACCAAAGGUGGUGUU